AGAGCGAGAGAGAGAGUGAGAGAGAGAGCAUUCCCUCCUCACUUCAAAGCUGAGCUACUUGAAAGUGCUCUCAGACAGUUGUCCUUCCCGCGCAGAGAGAGAGAGUGAGGAGAGAGAGGACCACUCUCACCUCGACCAUCACCACUAUGCCUCGAGGAUUUCUGGUGAAGAGGACCCGCCGGUGCUCGGCUUCAUACCGGAGCAGAAACAACAGCAGCAACAGGGCAGAAACAUAUGAGGGCGAUGGCAGCAGCAUCAGCAUCAGCAUCAGCAGCAGCAGCAGCAGCAGCAGCACUGAUUCUUCGCCGCCGGCGCAGGAAAACCACAGCCACGGGUUGAGUGUCUUCCACUUUCACCGCACGGACGGACAGCUCCCGGUGUCCCGCGAAGACUUAGCCGCCGCCGGCGUCAGAGAGGCGUGGAGCCCGCACGUGGAGUCCGCACUGGAAGCGGAGGCGGACAGGCGCGCGCAGUUACCGGAGACCGAGGAGCAGGUGAGCGAGGUGGACGUUGUGACUCCCGAGGAAGAUUUCCCCUGCUUCUUCCCGCCUCCUCCACCUCCACGAGACCUGUCAGUGUCGGAGUCCUGCAGCCCCGUUAAACCGGUGGGCACGAGACUGCUGGAGCGGCACGAGGACGCAGAGAGGCGCACGCCGUUCCCCAGCAGGUGCCCGGCACCGGAGCUGCCCUUCAUGGUGAGUUCCACCCCGACCUCCAUCCCCGCUUCUAUCGAGAGGCUCCUCGCGAGCAACAGCAGCCACCACGCGCCAAACUACUGUAACAAAGACAAAUAUGACCCGAGUCAGACUCACGUGCACUUGUUCCCGCCAAUAACUUUAAUGAAGCAGGAGCAGCAGCACGCGGAUAGAAAGCGCUCGUUCAUUCAAGCGGAUCAGCGCGUGAACAACAGACACAACAAACAGUCAACAAACACGCCAAAGAAAGCAAAGUUCAACCGGAAACUCAACUUCGAGGACGAGGUGACGACCUCGCCGGUGCUGGGUCUGCGAAUCAAGAAGGAGAGUCCAGAGCUGAGGAGGCAGCGGGAGAAAUCGUCGGUGAACACCGGGAAUCAGCCGCUGAGAGAGUUCAUCUGUCAGCUGUGUAAAGAGGAAUACUCUGACCCCUUCUCCCUCGCGCAGCACAAGUGCUCCCGCAUCGUGCGCGUGGAGUACCGCUGUCCCGAGUGCGACAAAGUCUUCAGCUGUCCCGCAAACCUGGCCUCGCACCGCCGGUGGCACAAACCGCGUCCCGUGAACAACGCGGGAGGAGACGCCGUCACGCACAAAAGCCAGCCGCUAAAGGAGGCUCGAGGACUAAUCGCACCGCACGAGACGCUGGAGAUGGAGAUGGAGAUGGAGGGCAAGGAGAACGAGCUGCUGCGCGUCAACACGCAUCAGCACCACAGAGCGAUGGACAGCUCCCGCAACGUCAGGCUCCUCAUGCACGCGCGGUCUCGCGACAUCCCGGACAGCGACAGCCUCGCACCUCCUCACUACGACACCUCGCCUCAUUACCGGCUCCCGGGAGAGAGUUGUCUGCAGCAGCAACAGAGAGCGUCGGACAGUCCACCGUCCAGCCGCCUCCUGCUCAACGGAAGCCCGGAGGAGCACGCGGAACUGCCGCAUCAGCAGCAACCGCCGUCGCUGUCCUCGCUGCCGCAUCCUCCUCUCUCGUUUGUCCAGUCGUUACCGGAGGAGGAGGUGUACGAGUGCCGGUACUGCGGAAAGAAGUUCCGCCGACAGGCUUACCUCAAGAAACACUUGGCCGCGCACGAGGUGACGGCGGGAGCGUCGCCGCCUGCGUCACAGUACGGCCAGGCGCGUGAGCACAGCGGCGGGAAGAGCCAGGUGUGUCUGUGUCACCUGUGCGGCGCGCGUUUCCCGUCGGUGGAAAUCAGGGACAAGCACCACCUGUGGCACGCGAUGAGGGACGAGUUGCUGGCGGGAACUCUGGGGGGAGGCAGCGUGUUCCACGCGUACAGAGAGGAGAGCAGCAGCGGGGACUGUGAGCAGCAACAACAACAGCAACAGCAGCAGCAACAGCAGCAGCAACAGCAGCAGCAGAUCUUCACGUGCAAACACUGUCCGUCCACAUUCUUCAGUUCACCGGGGCUCACGCGACACAUCAACAAGUCUCAUCCCACCGAAAACCGGCAAGUGAUGCUGCUGCAGAUGAGCGUGCGGCCGUAGAGACGCACGAGACUGAGGGGAAACAGCAGGUGAUGGUAAAUCAGUUGUAAUCACAUCACGUGUAACAGAAUCAUGAUUCCAGAUCAGUCACUGUUUAAAGACCUGUAACUAAUGCCAGUUUAAGGUGGAACUGUCCGCGGUGCUGAAACGAAACUUGUACAGAUCCACCACACGCGCUGUCCAUGGUCCUGAAAAACAAGCCGCAUUUGGUUAGAUGAGUUAUCUUUGAAAUUAUCUUGGAGGAAAAGUCUUUUUUAAUUUUUAUCAUUAAUUAAACUGAAAGUAGAUGAUGAGAACAGUCAUGUUGUUGAAUUGGAAGGGAAGUAAAGUGUCUACUUGUUCCCUUUAAAUCUCAAAGUCAAAGUGUGCAGAUCAGCCACAACAUAAAAGUCACUGACCAGUUUGAGUUGAUUUGUUGUAACGAGGUUGACCGUCGUAUGUAAUAGUGACUUAUUUAUCUGUUACUUCUAUACAUAGAGCCCAGUCUUUCAUUAUUAUUAAAUUCUAAAACAUGUUACAUGAGACGCUUCACUUAACUUGUGGCAGAUCAAUCAAACCCUCUUGGCCACACACACACACACUCACACGCACACGCACACACACAGUAGAUGUCUGUGGCCAAGUAAUCAGAUUACACUAAUGUUUGGGAGCACUUGAGUGGCUUACGUUACAUCACAGAAGACCUGCGAGCACAUUUAGAAAAAUGUCCAAACUCAUUUUAAAGAGACAACUUCAUGUACAGUAAAAGAACACAAAUACAAUCACGGGACCAUAACAUGCCUUUUAUAGUAAAUGUGCCAGUUAAUCUCUCACAUAUUUUCAUACAAUAGAACAUUAAAUGUUAGUACUGCUGGUAAAAAAAGAACAUGUCUUUUGUGUUAAAUGAUCAUAAAAUAGUGUAAAAAUAAAAUGAUGUAACUGUGAUUCCUACAGUACUAUUUUGAUAUGUUUGGAGUUGAACGUGAAAUUUAUUCUACACUAUUGUCAAUAAAUGGUACAAACAAUGA
Molecule: messenger RNA, 3199 nt
Organism: Solea senegalensis (Senegalese sole)
Lineage: Eukaryota; Metazoa; Chordata; Actinopteri; Pleuronectiformes; Soleidae
Product: insulinoma-associated protein 2
Exons: 1
Coding region: 147-2192 (681 amino acids)
Biological process (GO): regulation of cell cycle process; negative regulation of transcription by RNA polymerase II; neuron differentiation
Cellular component (GO): transcription repressor complex; nucleus
Molecular function (GO): RNA polymerase II cis-regulatory region sequence-specific DNA binding; DNA-binding transcription repressor activity, RNA polymerase II-specific
Source: RefSeq, a predicted model, not a curated record